This is a messenger RNA of Triplophysa dalaica, 2061 nucleotides long. RefSeq names its product nucleolar and spindle associated protein 1 (gene nusap1). Gene Ontology annotation, molecular function: microtubule binding. The transcript is spliced from 12 exons. The coding region runs from base 100 to 1422 and encodes 440 amino acids. Gene Ontology annotation, cellular component: nucleolus; mitotic spindle; microtubule. Lineage: Eukaryota; Metazoa; Chordata; Actinopteri; Cypriniformes; Nemacheilidae. The record is from RefSeq and is a predicted model, not a curated record. Gene Ontology annotation, biological process: mitotic chromosome condensation; mitotic cytokinesis; establishment of mitotic spindle localization.
UCAAACGGCAAACCCACCUAAACAAACCGAACAUCUCCGAGCGGCGUCGUAGGUUCUGUUUAAUAUUUUUGCUUCAAUUCCGUGGAUUGUUUUCACGAUAUGGAUUUGGACUCGUAUAAAUAUGUGGAAUUGCAGCGCCUCUCUAAGGAGGUCGGACUGAAAGCCAAUAUGAAGGCUGAUAAGCUGUUGAAGGCUUUGAAACAACACUUCUCGCAACAACAGCCGGCUUCUGAAAACGGGAAUGAUGCGCCAAAAGAGGACGCUCCCGUAGAUACGCAGGAAACUCGCACCGCUGUGUUCGUGACUGAACGCCGAGGGAAGAGCCGAACUGUCAAGAGAAAACUCUGCGACCCCACACCAGUCACUGCUGAGAUUGAGGAGAAGCCGGUACAGGCGGAAGAGAGCCGAAGUGGCACCAAAAGAAGAAAAGUGUCCUCAACCAAGGACACUUCACUUCCACCUGAAAUUCCUGGUGAUAAGGAUGCUUUGGAGAAAAAUAGAGAAACCGGAGACACCAAUUCAGAUGCUCACAAACAGAAAGGUGCUGGGAGAAAGACAGCAGGCAAAAUCCCUCGUCAUGAGGGUUUAAUGAAGAAGAAGCCAGCUCUACGGCCCACAACUCCAAACUUUAAAAAACUUCAUGAAGCUCACUUUAAAAAGAUGGAGUCAAUCGAUUCUUACGUCCAGAGAAAGAACAAACAAAUGGAGGUGCUGAGAAAUUCUGUCAAGGAACUAAAGAAUCUGUCAGAAAAUACACUGAUGAAAUCUGUUGAAACAAAGCUGCCAGUUAGCCGAGCAUCACUCUUCAGCCCUGGAGUGCAGGAAAAGAAGCAAAUCCCAGAAAGACGCAGGCUUACUCAGCAGUCCGCCAAUAAACCUGCUUUAAAGGACAGCACCACCUUUAAGCCAACUGUCCUCACAACAAAUAAAAUCAAUGUUCGGUUCUCAAAGGCCACUCAAGAUAAUGAAUACAAGCGUUCACUUGUGAAGACCCCGGCACGUAUGUCUCCUCUCGUCCCCCUUACCUCCACUCCAGGGAGAAAAUCUGAUAUUCACUCCAAAUCUGAAUUGAAUAAAUCUACCAAUCAGAUCAAUAAAACACCUGGAGUUGCAACAUUUGUUUUCAGUGGAAACAAUAGUGUGUCAGUCACACCAGGCAACACCAAGAACAACACAUUUGAUCUUAAGGCGAGUCUCUCUCGCCCAUUAACCUACAAACCACACAAAGGGAAGCUGAAGGCUUUUGGAGCCGCACAGGAGAAUUCAGCACUUAAUAAAUCUCAGACUCUUCCUUCACAUCAGAAAAACUAUAAACAGCACCAAGUACAAACCAGAGACGAGCGACGUGUCCGACAGGUGGAGGACAGGAAACAAAAGAAAGAGAUGAUGUUGGGUGCCAAACGAGGCCUGGUCAUGACAUAAUUCCAAUGUUCUUUUGGUUUUUAUAGUUACUGUAACUUCAUAUCCUGCUUAAUUUCAAAAUGUUGUACAUUUUUUUUUCACCCCUCUUUUGUAUAUGACUAUUUUAGCUGUUUGUGAGUUAAAUGUUAAUUUGUAUAUUACGAGGUGAGACAAAAAUGAUGUUUGUUCAUCAGAGAAAAAAAACCUUAAAUGGAAAUUAACUCUUUAUAUAGUUUUAAAACAUUGUUCCUGGUUAAUGUGUGUCAUGCGAUUAAAAAGAUUUGGUACACCCAGUUAAAAUGUAAUUGGGUCAUUCCUACAAUUUGAAUAAGAAAAUAAAUAUGAUCCUAGCUAUGAUAAAAAGGUAAAAUUUUGCUUUGUAUGUAAAAGAAAACAAAGAUCUUCUCACUCCAUUUAGAUAAAUAAAUAAAAUCAGGUUGGAACAAUAAUUCAAUAUUAUUAACUAAAAUUUUACUGGGAACUUAAGUUACCAAAUCGUAGAAUGACCACAUCUAAACCACUUCAAUUAAGAGAGCAUUUGCCAAGUCAAACAAAACUUCAUUUUACAGCAAUAGUCUUAAAUUAACAUUUUGUUCUUUUGUGUCUUAUUUUAUGUGUGUGUCAGUAAACAUGUUUAUAAUAAAGCAGUACAUUACAUUA